Molecule: messenger RNA, 4248 nt
Organism: Phragmites australis (common reed)
Lineage: Eukaryota; Viridiplantae; Streptophyta; Magnoliopsida; Poales; Poaceae
Exons: 8
Coding region: 121-3966 (1281 amino acids)
Biological process (GO): regulation of DNA-templated transcription
Cellular component (GO): nucleolus
Molecular function (GO): DNA binding; transcription factor binding
Source: RefSeq, a predicted model, not a curated record
GAGAAAGAAAAACCCUAACCCUAGGCAAGCGCCGUCUCGUCUCAAAAUAAACCCCAGCCGUCUUCUCCGCCAUCGCCUCCGCCUCGACGCCGAGCUAAGCUUCGCCGCGAGCGAGCUCCAAUGGCCGGCAAGAAGAGGUCCUCGGUGCCCGAGGCCGAGACGGCCACGGACGCCUCGCAUGACGAGGCCGUAGCCACGACGGCUGCAGCGGAGGCGCCGGCGAAGAAGAAGAAGCUGGCCAUGGAGCGGAGGAAGCAGCGUAAAGAGCUCGACAAAGAGCGCCAUCGCCAGCCCGCCGGAACCGACGCCGCAGCCGCCAGGCCGCAGCCGCCGCCCGCGGAGUUUGUGGCUUCGGCGCCAGUGAAUCCCCCGCCCGCUUCGGCGGCGGCAGGGCCGGGGCUGCACAUGAACUUGUUCAGGGACCUGGCGUCUCCGGAGCCGUCGGUGAGGGAGGCCGCGGCGGAGGCGCUGGUUGCGGAGCUCAGGGAGGUACAGAAGGCGUACGAAAAGGGUGCGCGGAAGGGGGAGAAAAAAGCGGGAGAUGGGGACGAGCCCUCGCAAAUGGAGGCCGAGAAGGACGAUGGCCUGGAGAAUUGCGCGCCGUCCGUGCGGUAUGCCAUUCGGCGGCUCAUUCGGGGUGUAUCUUCUUCUAGAGAGUUUGCAAGGCAAGGAUUUGCAUUGGGUCUUGCGGUUGUGCUCGAAUCGAUUCGAGCUAUCAGCGUUGAAGCAAUUAUGAAGUUGAUCCCUAAUUUAUUGGAAUAUUCAUCUUCGAUGAAGGGACCGGAAGCUAAGGACAAUCUUUUGGGUUGUCUGUUUGGAUUUGGAUCACUUGUUAGGUCUGGACGGGUUUCACGACAGUGGACACGUGACAAAAGCUCUCCCAUUGUCAAGGAUUUUGUGAGUGAGGUUGUAAAACUCGGUAGCAAGAAACGAUAUUUAACGGAGCCUGCAGUUGCAGUGAUUCUGGAUUUAGUCAGGAAGCUGCCUGAUGAAGCUAUAAUAUCCGAGGUUCUUAAAGCUCCUGGUGUUCAAGAUUGGUUCAACGGAGCUGCUGAUGUUGGCGAUCCAGAUGCACUCUUUUUAGCUUUGAAGUUGCAAGAAAGAACUAAUGUCCAGAAGGAGAUAUUUGGGAGGCUUCUGCCAUAUCCAUUCGGCCCUGACAAUUUUCUUGCAAAAGAACAUCUUCAAUCCAUUGCUGCUUGUUUCAAGGAAUCUGCAUUUUGUCUUCCUCGUAUUCAUAGUCUAUGGCAUGUGAUGACAGAGCUGCUUGUCUGGGAGACAGCAUCUCGGAAUGAUAUUAACACCAAUUCUGGCAAGAAGCACAAAAAAAACAGGAAAGCCAGCUCCUCCGAGGAUACCGAAAAGAAUCUACGAAAUUUCUGUGAGGUUAUAAUUGAAGGGUCUUUGUUGCUCUCAUCUCAUGACAGGAAGCAUUUGGCAUUUAAUAUACUUCUUAACCUCCUCCCAAAAUUGUCUCCUUCGGCCAUUCAAGUUGUUCUGUCCAGCAAAGUUAUUCAUGGUUUGAUGGAUAUUUUAUCAAAUGAAUUGUCAUGGUUGUAUAAUGCCGGUAAACAUUUUCUGAAAGAGUUAGUAAGUGUAGUAAGUCAUGACAAUGAUCGACGUGUUGCUGUCAUUAUUAACUUGCAGAAGUAUAGUAGUGGAAGAUUUGACAGCACGACAAAAACAAAAGUUGUUAAAGAGUUGGUUGCCAAGUUCCAAAGUGGUCAAGAAUGUUUGUGUCUUGUGCAAAAUUUGAUGGCGCUCUUUGUGGAUGAAGAGUCUGUUACAGAUGAACCAUCUGAUCAAAGUCAGACAACUGAUGAGAAUUCCGAAAUUGGCCCAACUGAAGACCAGGACCCUUUUGGACAAGGGAAUGCUGACCUUCUGAAGAGUUGGGUGGCGAAUACAAUUCCUUGUGUUCUGAAAAACUUGAAGCUUACAUCUAAAGGAAAUUCAGAUUCCGAAAUCGUUAAGUGUAUUGAAGAAAAGUUUCAAGUACAGACUGAAAUAUUGAAAUUUCUUGCAGUCCAAGGUCUGUUCUCAGCAUCUUUAGGAACUGAAGUUACAUCAUUUGAGUUGCAAGAGAAGUUCAAAUGGCCAAAAACACCCAUAUCCACAUCACUGCGUAAUGAAUGCAUCGAACAGCUUCAAUUCUUGCUGGAAGAUGCACAAAAGGAUGAAGCUUUACAUGUUGCUAGUGAGGUCAAGUCCAAUGACUUAGGCUUCUACUUCAUGCGUUUCAUUAACACUGUAUGCAACAUCCCCUCAGUUUCCCUCUUCAGGACCUUAAGUAGCAACGAUGAUAAUGCAUUCAAGAAAUCGCUGGCUAUAGAAUUGAUGCUUUUCAACGAGGAAAGAAAAGCUGGCCCUGGAUUGGACUCUACUAAGAUGCAUGUGAUGCGUUAUCUCCUUAUUCAGUUGCUGCUUCAAGUUCUCCUCCAUCCGGAUGAGUACUGGGAGGCUGCAAUUGAUGUGACUAUAUGUUGCAAGAAAUCCUUUCCUGCCAUUGCUCAGGGUGACAACUCCAGCAGACAGGAAUCUAAUGAAUGCGGCUUACAGGACUCUGAUGAGAAUGAGUCAGAGGAAUCUAACGAGGAUGGGUCAGAAGAGUCCAAUGAGGAAGUGUCACUAGAGUUUAUGGAUGUACUUGUCCAGACUUUUCUCUCUAUUUUGCCUCAUGUAUCUGGAUCCGUGUGUUUCACCAUUGAACAGGUUUUUCGUGUGUUCUGUGAUGAUAUUACAGAAACUGGGCUCCUUGAUAUGUUGAGAGUUGUGAAGAUAGAUUUGAAAGGUUCUCGUCGUCAAACAGAUAGUGAUGGCGAUGAAGACGACGAUUGUGUUGAUAUUGAAGAUGAUGAUGAAACUGUAAUGGAAGAUGCAGAGGUUGGGGAUAUUGAUGACAUUGCAGAUGAUUUGGAUGAGAAUACGGAAGAUGAUUCAGCUGAUGAGGAUCAAGGUGAUUUGAAAGAAACAGUUGCCAAUGAGGCAAAAGAUGGAGAUGACGUGGAAGCUACUAAAGAUGGGGAUGAUUCAGAUGAUUCAGAUGGCAUGGAUGAUGAUGCUAUGUUCCGUAUUGACCCUUACAUUGCAAGGAUAUUCAAGGAGCGCAACCUUCCCGGUAGUGAAACUAAGCAAUCUCAACUUAUGCGAUUCAAGCUUCGUGUGCUUACAUUACUGGAGAUAUAUCUUCAGAGGAACCCAGGGAAAAUUCAGGCGCUGGAGGUGUAUUCUUUCUUAAUGCAAGCUUUUGUCAAAUCACAUGGCGCUGAUGGCAUUGAGCAAUUCAAGCAACGCAUAGGUGGUAUAUUGCAGAAAAGGAUAUUCAAAGGAAAGGAGUAUCCAAAAGGCAAUGACGUUGAGCUUAGUAGACUUGAAAGCCUGUUGGAGAAAGCUCUGAGAUUGGCGUCACGCUCAAGAUUUAACACAGUUGCUUCUGUAGCCCAGAAUGCUACAUUUUGGAUUCUGAAGAUCAUCAAUUCGAAGAACUGUUCCAAACAGGAACUUGCAAGUGUGGUUGAUAAGUUCCAUUCUAUCUUGAUUGACUACUUCAGCAACAAGAAAUCACGUCUGAAGCUUGGUUUUGUGAAGGAGGUUGUCCGGAGGAAUCCUUGGAUAGGACAGGAGCUUUUAGGUUUUGUUCUACAGGAGAUUGGGAGCACGAAAGCUGAAUAUCGGAGAAAUCAAACAUUGGAGCUGGUGGACUGCAUAUUGAAAUCAUGGGAUGGUGAUGGAUCAGUUGUGUUGAUGGAGCAUUUGGCUCAGAUGUGCAACUUGAUACAAGAAGUUCUUUCGAAGAUUCCUGAAAAUAAGUUGCGGCGCCGCGAAGUCCGGAGAUUUUGCACACGAGUGCUGGAAACAGUGGCGAAGCUUAAUCUCAAAGAACAAUUUCAGGGCACAUUAAAGCCUGAAACUUAUUCUCUUUGUCAGGCACAUCUAGGAGCUGCAUUUGCCCCCUUCCAAAAAUGAUUUCUGUGGAACAACUACAUCCAUUUCUUGACAGGCCAAGAUGCACUAGACGUUUUGAACUCCAUGGGAGUAGAAUGAAUCAAACUAAUUUGUAUUUUUUUGGGUACAAUAUCGGAAGCAAGAAAGCCAUAGUUUUAGCAGCAUGUAGCAGUGUCUAUUCAGGAUUGUGUGAAUGGUUGCUUGAUGUUUGAAAGCACCAUGGGCAAACAUGGUGUUCAGUUUUCAGUACUGCUAUCACAGUACAUUUACGUUUAUUUAACGAAUCAUACGAUCUUCCUCAAA